UUCAGCUCAACCUUUCAACCAGAAUGAAGUGGCUUUUCGUCUGGGCAAUCGCGGUCGGGGUCCUCGCGACUUCCGACGCCCGCAGCGACGAUGACGCGCGCGUGGUGGCAGCCUACACCACCCGCACCGCCAUCGUCCUCACCACCCUCACCACCACAGUGCCGUUCACGUGUGCCAACCAGUUCGGCACCAACGUGUGUCAGAAGCGCAGGUACCGACGCAUGGUCCACAUCGACAAGAACCUCGACGCUGCGGAUGAUAUCGACGCGCUCCUGGCAGGCUCCAAGAACGCCCCCGACAGUCUAGACGAUCAGGAGGAGGCCCGCCUCAAGCGCGAGCUCGCCGACGCCGACCGGGACCCCCGCAUCGCCCUCACCGUCUGGUCGACCACCUCCUCCACCUUCACCUACACCUCCGAGAGCACCAACACCGGCACCACCUUCUCCAUCUCGUACUACUGCACGGCCGUCGGCGCCAGCUUGCCCCCGGCCUGCAGCGGCUGAGAGCUGCCCGGCGCCCGAUGCCCUUGGAGCGAGAGCCUCCGCCUCCGCCGCCGCCGCCGAUGCUGUCUCCUCAGCGCUCGCCUCUCCCUUCGGCUCUCCGCUUUCGCCUCUCCUUCGCUCCGUUUCUCUUUGCCUCUCCUCUCCUUUCUCGCUUUCUCGUGGCGACUCCUGGCGCGAAUCGCUCCUCUUGAGUGUCUGAUUAUUUAUGCCUUCUUGACGUCGCCUUUUCUGCUGCCUUGUUGUUAUUGUUAUUCUAAGUUAUGAAGCAAUAUUUAAAUUAUGUAAGUAGGGGUCAAAUAUGUAAAUAUACACUAUUUUACUUUA
Molecule: messenger RNA, 827 nt
Organism: Penaeus vannamei (Pacific white shrimp)
Lineage: Eukaryota; Metazoa; Arthropoda; Malacostraca; Decapoda; Penaeidae
Source: RefSeq, a predicted model, not a curated record